Drosophila subobscura is the source of this 770-nucleotide messenger RNA. RefSeq lists its product as uncharacterized. NCBI's taxonomy places the organism in Eukaryota, Metazoa, Arthropoda, Insecta, Diptera, Drosophilidae. The transcript is spliced from 2 exons. The record is from RefSeq and is a predicted model, not a curated record. The coding region runs from base 34 to 726 and encodes 230 amino acids.
UCCAUAUCAGACCAUAGUGAAAGUGAAAGCAAAAUGAAAUACUUCAAAUUAAUCCUGACCAUUAGUCUGGGAAUUUUCUGCCUGGUGGAUGAGCUGCAGGGCCAUGGCAUGAUGUUGGAUCCCGUGGGGAGAUCUUCGCGUUGGCGCUACGACUCUUCGGCGCCCAUAAACUACGACGAUAAUGGAUUGUAUUGCGGUGGACUUUGGAAACAAACCCUAAACGGAGGCCGCUGUGGACUCUGCGGCGACGAUUGGAGCAUGGAACAGCCGCGACCCAAUGAACUGGGUGGCGAAUAUGGCAGUGGAGUCAUUGUGAGGACCUUUGCGGGCAAGAGCGAGGCUGAGAUUAAAGUAAAUAUCACGGCAAAUCAUUUGGGUUACUUCACCUUCCACCUGUGUAACCUCGAUGAGUAUGGCACCGAGUCGGAGGAGUGCUUCAACAAGAUUCCCCUCAAGUUUGCCGAUGGCAAUCUCAAGUACAACAUCAGCACCAGAAUGGGUAAUAUUCCGGUGACUCUGCAACUUCCCACGGAUCUUAACUGUGUGCACUGUGUCCUCCGCUGGACCUACACAGCGGGCAACAACUGGGGCGUGUAUGAGAAUGGCACGGGAGCCUUGGGCCGUGGCGAUCAGGAAACCUUUAAGAAUUGCGCUGACAUUAGCGUUCUAUCUGCGGCGAGAUAUCUGUUCCCUGAAGUGCCAGUGGAAGUGGUUGAGGAUGCUUGAAUUGGUAGUUCUCUUAGUGCCAAAGUCAAUCUCAUUUAAAAUAA